Ambispora gerdemannii is the source of this 1611-nucleotide messenger RNA. Lineage: Eukaryota; Fungi; Glomeromycota; Glomeromycetes; Archaeosporales; Ambisporaceae. The record is from the annotation of a GenBank genome assembly.
AUGGCCGAAGUUAAAGAUUUAGCACACCGUUCUUUUAAGGACAAAGAUAAGCCUGUUGAAGUUCGUCUUAGCAACAUCAUAGCAGCUAAAGUUAACGACUUAUGUGAAUUUUUGACAACCUUCCUUUCAGCUGUAGGCGAUGCUAUACGAACUUCUCUUGGUCCUAAGGGUAUGGAUAAAAUGAUUCAAACUGGUAGCGGAGAAGUGGUGAUCACCAAUGACGGGGCUACGAUUUUAAAACACAUGUCGGUCUUACACCCUGCCGCUAAAAUGCUUGUGGAUUUAUCCGCAGCCCAGGAUAUAGAAGCAGGUGACGGCACUACAUCAGUAGUGGUUAUAGCAGGUGCAUUAUUGGGUGCUGCGGAAAAAAUGUUAGCUAAAGGCAUUCAUCCCACCACAAUUGCCGAGUCCUUUCAGCGUGCUGCCGCAAAAUCAACAGAAUAUUUGACUGAGAUGGCUAUUUCUAUUGAUUUGUCUGAUCGAGAUUCGUUGUUAAGAGCUGCUAGCACUUCACUGAAUUCAAAGAUUGUGUCUCAAUACUCGAGUCUUCUCUCUCCGAUUGCUGUUGAUGCAGUGUUACGCGUCAUUGAUCCUAAUUUUGCUACGAAUGUAGACUUGAAUGAUAUUAGAAUAGUGAAAAAGGUGGGAGGUACAAUUGACGAUACGGAAUUAGUAGAGGGACUUGUUUUAGCACAAAAUGUGAUCAAGAGCGCUGGUGGACCGAGUCGUAUUGAAAAAGCGAAAAUCGGGUUAAUUCAAUUCCAAUUAUCACCGCCAAAACCAGAUAUGGAAAAUCAAAUUGUGGUCAAUGACUACAGAUUAAUGGAUAAAAUAUUGAAAGAAGAACGUCAAUAUUUACUUAAUAUGUGUAAAAAGAUAAAGAAGGCUGGAUGUAACGUCUUGUUGAUCCAAAAAUCCAUCCUGCGAGAUGCUGUUAAUGAUUUGUCGCUGCAUUUUCUUUCAAAGCUUAAAAUAUUGGUUAUAAAAGAUAUUGAAAGGGAUGAAAUUGAAUUCAUUUGCAAGAGCACUGGAUGUAAACCAAUUGCCGAUAUUGAAGCAUUUACCGAGGAUAAACUCGGUUACGCCGAGCUUGUUGAUGAGAUUCAAACCUCGGGAGCUCGAAUUGUUAAGAUUACGGGCGUGAAGCAUAAUGGCAAAACUGUAUCAGUUUUGAUUCAUGGUGCUAAUUCACUCGUAUUAGAAGAAGCCGAUCGAUCUCUACACGAUGCUUUGUGUGUUGUACGAUGUCUAGUCAAAAAAAAAGCUUUAAUAGCUGGUGGUGGUGCACCGGAAAUUGAAAUCUCUCAACGAUUGUAUGAUUACGCGAAGACGCUUAAAGGCAUGGAAGCUUAUUGCUUUGAAGCUUUUGCCGAAGCGCUAGAAAUUAUUCCGACAACGCUUGCUGAGAAUGCAGGUUUGAAUCCAAUAGCGAUUGUCACAGAACUAAUUAAUAGACAUGCACAAGGAGAAAAAACUGCUGGAAUCAAUGUUAGAAAGGGUACUAUAACUAAUAUCCUCAAAGAGAAUGUUAUACAACCAUUACUUGUAUCGACUAGUGCUAUUGAGUUGGCUGCAGAGACCGUAAAAAUGCUCUUAAAGAUUGAUGAUUUG